AUGUCCCAUGGCCCCUGCAAGGGCGGCGGCGGCGGCGGGCAGGGCACCCCUCCUCCGUGGCGCGGCGGCGGCUCCCAGGGCUGGCAGCGGCAGGACUGGAGCUACUACGACUACGGAGGCGCCCAGUGGUCUGGCGGCAAGGGCUACGGCACGGCUGGCAGGAGCGACUGCUGGAAGUGCGUGGCAUGCGGAUGCGGCAAGACCACCGUCUGGGCGACUCACUGCAAGCACUGCGGUGACCAAGCCACAGCUGCCAAGUACCAGGGCCAGCUGGACCCCAUGGCUGCGGCCGCAAAGCCGCCGCCAAAGGCCCUGCAGGACCAGGUCAGCGACCUGCAUCACCGCAUCAAGCUGCUCGACGGCAGGCUCGAGGCCGAACUGGCGAAGCUGGCGCGAUGGCAGGAUGGCAUCAGGGCUCAGGAGAUACUCAUCCAUGAUUUGUCGAAGCAAUCUGAGGCCAUGGUCACAGAACAUCGGCAACUGGUUGCACAGCUACACAAUGCAGUGGUUCCUCCCUCGGCCGACACCGAGCCCACGCCUGGGCCCACCUUGUCACUUCGAGACCUCGUGGACGGGCGAGUAUCCAACAUCGUCAUCGACGACGGGGGCCUCUUCUCAGUCGAUGCUGACGGCAUUGAGGACUCAGAUCUACAAGAGGUGGAACGGCGUCGGGCAGAUUUCAAGGAGCGUAUCGGCAAGGCAGCCAAGGCCCUCUUCGCCGAAGCGAUGGAGCGUGCGGCAGUCGCCAAAGCCGAGCACGACGGGCACCUCAAGCGCAUGGCCACCAAGCGCAGGAAGGGCUGCGAUGGAGCCGCGUCGGCUGGAGGCGGAGCUCGUGAAGGGGGCGCUGAAGCAGCUGAGUCACAUGCUGGCGGCGCCUGUGGCAGCGGCGACGCGACGACCAGCGACGUCAGUCAGCCCGCCGCCCAAGUCAGCCGAGUUCGUGAACAGGCGGCACGCGUUGCUGAGCGAGCUCAGCAGCAGCAGGCGGCGACUGAUAGCAUCGGCACGGGUGAGCGGCACAGCGAGCAGCACAAUCAGAGCCCCCCUGACGGUCAGCAGCAGGCCUGA
Molecule: messenger RNA, 1071 nt
Organism: Prorocentrum cordatum
Lineage: Eukaryota; Dinophyceae; Prorocentrales; Prorocentraceae
Source: the annotation of a GenBank genome assembly